AUGUCUCCGCCAAACAGCUUGGCGAUCGCGUGCGAUCUUCUAGGGUUUGUGUGGCGUCACGACGAAUUUGUUUACCGCGAUUUCCGCAUGCAGGCCCAACUUGCCCUCUCACUCCUUCUUAUCCACUUCUAUGGCCUCGAUACAUCUGAGUUAGUUGGAGAUUAUUCGCAGAGCCGACCCAAGGCCAUACAAUGGGGCGACAUCGAAUUUUUGUCGCUGCCUCGGUCAUCAGGCACGUAUUGCACUAUCGCCGCGCGAUUGUGCAUUACCAAGCGCCUGGACACUGGGCGCAAGGAUGUACAUGAAUAUCAAGCCGAUCGGGCUUACUGCCCCGUGUCACUCCUGAUCGCAUUAGCCCUCGACGAUGGAGUCUUUACAGAAAUUCAGACUACAGAGCAGUUUGCUAAGGAGUACGCAAGUGCCGUUCAGAAGCCAUUGCUUGAUCGCCUUGCUAUCCGCGAUGAGAAGCUCAAGCUCCCCGUCAUUCGACGGUACUGUGCCCCGGCCAAGAUCUCGCUCACAAAUGCGCUAAGUCUGCAACAACUCACGUUGUUGUUGAAAGAGGUGGACUUGCGCAGAGGUACAAGCGAUCUUAUUCCGCUUAUCGCCGCCCUCGAGGACGUGUUGCUCAAACAUUCGGACAACGAUGCUGUCUCGUCUGAUGACGGUCAAUUCUGUCCCUCUGAGAAUGUCCCUUUGACGGAGACUCAGAUCAUGCUUUCAGCAUUGCCGACAGAGGCUGACCUCAUGUCAUUUGCCAAAUUGGGCCCUCUUGCUGGAACGCCGCAGAAGUAUCCUACACGUAAUGCGCGGACGGCUUGGGUCUACGAUCGGCCGCGAACCGCCAUGUUAGCACUGCUCGAUGCGCAGGCAUACGGUAGACUGGUCACCUUGCCAGAGAUGAUUGCUGCUCUGCAGCCCCGGUUCGCGGCUCCACGCUGGCACUAUCCGUCUCCGAUGGAAGACGACACCCCUAUUUGCAGUGAGUUGAAACUUCAACCGGCACUGUCACAACUUGAGCUCUACAUGUGCAAAACUCGAACAUUUCUAAACAAGGCCAUUACGGUCCAGAUGAAAGAAGCAUAUCGGUCUUGCAUGUGGACUGGCUGUCAAUUUGACACAGGACCGGAAUAUCUAGAAACCAUUGCUUUUCACAUAUCCGACCAUAUUGCGGAGAGCUCUGGCAUCUGUCGCUGGAUGCAAUUUGCUCCUCAAACACCCAGCCCGACGUCCGAUUCUGCUUCUCCUGCGUCCAAUUCUUCUAUUCCGUUGCUGCUUGGUCUGAUCACUGUGUCUGGCACAUAG
Messenger RNA from Dissoconium aciculare CBS 342.82, 1305 nucleotides. RefSeq lists its product as uncharacterized. Bases 1 to 1305 code for a protein of 434 amino acids. NCBI's taxonomy places the organism in Eukaryota, Fungi, Ascomycota, Dothideomycetes, Mycosphaerellales, Dissoconiaceae. The transcript has 3 exons. The record is from RefSeq and is a predicted model, not a curated record.